GCACAGCGCUUUGAGCUGGAAGGAGCCGUGUAAGGGUAGGGUAAUUAUUAUUGGUGUUUUACAGAGCUCACACGUGAAGUUCCCCCCUGUGGAGGGAGGUGGCCUGUUCUACUGGGAGCCUGAGGUCUAGAUCCCAGACGUGCCUCCUGGACUUAGAAUUGAGGAAGCAGAGUAGCAGACAAUUCCUGGGUUUCUCAGUGGAGAGGCUAUGUUACAAGAGGGAAACGGAAACAUGCUCACCAAAAUGGACGGAGACACACACACACAGAGGCACUAGCCAGCUCUCCAGGCUACGGCCUCAACCACAAAACCGGCCUUUCUGGCUAACUGCUGCAUGCGUGACCUGCUUUACUCAGGUGGUGAAACCCUGGGAGCUGCCAGUUCCUUGUCAUCCCCAUCUCCAAGGGCCCCCCAACGGGCUGAGGACCCUGGGAAGCAGGAGACUGUGUUACCGUUGCACCAUCAGGAUUGUGAUCCCUCCAGGGAGAGGGGGAGUGACCCCAUGUCCUCCCCUCCCUCCCAGACACCUGGGGGAGCGAUGGCGGGCUGCAGUCACCCCUUGCUCCUGGCCGUGGCCCUGCAGUCCCUGUUACAGCUGGCCCUGGGCCAAGCCACAAAUGGGAGCACCGCGACACCCACACCCGCAUCGGGGCUCACGGAGUCGGAGCGGCUGGCAGCCAUCAUUGUCCCCUCCCUGGUCGGGGGUCUCCUGAUUAUUGGACUUGUGAUCUUUGGGGCGCUCAAGGUGCGGGAGAGGCGGCAGACGGAGGGCACCUACCGGCCCAGCAACGAGGAGCAGGUGGGUGCUCGGGUGGUGACGAACGCUAACCUCCAACUGCCCCCCGAGGAGCGGCUGAUCUGACCCCGGCGGAGGGGGAGGGGGGAGUCACACACGCACCCCCUUCCCGGACUGGCAGACUUUGUCCCGACUGGAUACUGCAGUUCCAGAGCCGGCCGCACACUUGGGGGAGGCUCCUUGCUCUCUGCUGGCCGGAAGGAGCCGACGUUUUCGUCGCUGGAUGCAGGAUUUCCAGCUGCGCCCCCCUGCUGCGGGUGGGGGGCGGGGUGCCACCCAGCCACGGGGCAGCUCACCCACGGCCGCUCCACAACAUCGCCUCCUGGUGGCAGAAUCGGUGGGAGCCUCUGCUGCUGGGCUGGAAUAUUGGCAGAGCGCUCAACCUCGUGCCUGUUUCCACCUGGCUGGAUUACUUGAUCCUCCCCCCGUCUGCAUCUCACACUUGUCUGUGACCUCCCCUACCUCUGUCUGUUCUGGGGCAGGCUGCAGGGGGUUGUGUUUAAGCUGCCCAGCUCACCAAGCCAGCCUCAGCUUGCAGAUGGGGAGUGACUCUGGGCUGGGGAAAGCGAGGCUGGCCCGGCAGCGAAGGAAGGGGAAGCUGUAAACCCCUGCUCUAGCCUCCGGGGAAGGUAUUGGCCUUAACCGUCAUGCCUCAGUUUCCCCAUCUAUCACCCCCCACCAUCCUCCCACUCACCCUGGUGCUCUUAUGGUUACAAAACCUGCAGCCUUGUUGGAUGCAUGUGGAAGGUGCCACAUCACUCCGGAGUGGCUGGUGAAUGCACAGGAUAAUAGCCUCCUGCCGCUGUCGGCUGAUGGAGCUGCUCCUUGGGCUGGGCUGGGGGGCUGAAGGUACUGGACUGAAACCUGGGCCGCUGAUGGGGUCAUUUCUCGUGGUGGGGGGGAGGCGUGAAAUAAUUAAAUUAAGCAACUCGGCAGCUUCCUUUGCUGUCCUGCCUAGGGGGAAUGGGACCAAACUGCACCCAACUUACCGGUCCAGUCUCUUUGUCCUCUGGGACGGCUGUGUUUUGUCCCUCCCUUAAACCAAGACUUGCUGGGAGUCUUUUUCCCUAUGUGCAGCAUCCCCCCCUCCGCCCCCCGGAGCAGGUGUCAGUGGCUUUUCUCCCAAGCCGCAGUGUCCCACAGCACAACCCCGCCCCAUUGCUGCUCCCCCAGCCAGCACCUGGGCCAAGGUCAUUUCCCUGCAUGGGGCAGCCUGGGGCAAAGCAUCCAGGUGCCCCCUCCUCGGCGAGGCUGGAGCAGGAGCAACCAUCCCCCUGCCUGAGGCUUCCAUACCCAGCUGCAGUAGAAGCAGCUUGUGGGCUGAUUUCCUCGCCCCAUUAGUCACUUGUACCAGCCACGGUUCCUGAGCCUCUGACGUGGCCUCUAGGUUUGUGGAUCUUUAACUCCAAGAGCUUUUCUCCCACCAGUGCCUUGACCAUUUGAGAUAUGCGGAACACGCACAAUCCAUAGGUUUUAAAUAGGCCAGCCCAUGGUGCUGGCUCUGCCUUUAUGCCACCCGUGGGUUGUUCUUAUGAACGUCUCAGCUUCUCUUGACUCUAACUUUGAUAUAGUGGCAGCAAGUUCCCCAGGCUUCCAAGGGAGGAAGAUGCGGAGGGAGCUGUUUGCCCAGCUGGCCAUCCAGCAUCGGGGGUUGCUAGGAACCCAGUUCCCCAGCCAACUGCUUGGGUCAUCUUUACAGCCCCUGGUCGAUGCUUCCUCGCUGUAGCCCGUGUCUUGGAUCUGUCCCCGGGCGCCUCCGUGGCAUGCUAACCUUGCUCAGUGGCUGGCUGAAAGCUUCCCUGCUCCCACAGCUGUCACCUGGUGCUGCACGUUCUCCGCUCA
Dermochelys coriacea (leatherback sea turtle) is the source of this 2638-nucleotide messenger RNA. It is a transcript of the gene CRB3, whose product is annotated as crumbs cell polarity complex component 3. Bases 335 to 862 code for a protein of 175 amino acids. NCBI's taxonomy places the organism in Eukaryota, Metazoa, Chordata, Testudines, Dermochelyidae. The record is from RefSeq and is a predicted model, not a curated record. The transcript has 4 exons.